Molecule: messenger RNA, 3423 nt
Organism: Penicillium nucicola
Lineage: Eukaryota; Fungi; Ascomycota; Eurotiomycetes; Eurotiales; Aspergillaceae
Product: MIZ zinc finger domain protein
Exons: 1
Coding region: 1-3423 (1140 amino acids)
Biological process (GO): protein sumoylation
Molecular function (GO): zinc ion binding; SUMO ligase activity
Source: RefSeq, a predicted model, not a curated record
AUGACUUCCAAAUCUCACCGGGUGCACGCCCCUCGUGCUGACAGCAUUGGGACAUCGAACACCACUGCGAAUCUGUUCUUGGGUGGCGUACGGAGGAAUUGGAUGGGGCCGGAGGGCUCGGGUCAGAUAUGCGCGCGACAACUCUCCGACCUUCCUACGCCAGGCUCUGAACCUUCACGUGAGCCCUUGAUGUCCCCUGGUGACACCGUGCCUUUGCCCCGUACCUUCACGGCUGUCAACGGGUUCACCGCGAUCAAUGCAGGAAAACCUACUUCAGCAUUCCCGGGGCCGGGGCCGAGCUCAAAUUCUCAUCCGAGCCUAGUUGCCUCCGACGCGAUCGUGCAGCCCCAGCAAUGGGCCCAAGGAACAGAGGAACCUAUGACAGCACCCCUGCCCGCAGUGGUCGCCAGGUCUCAUUCUAGAACGCAGACCCCUCAGCGUGCUGCAGACCCACAUGGCACAUCGAUGGCAAGAUCUGGUCCUGAUGGACAGCGGGGGAAUGUGCAACGAACGCCCUCAAUCGUACCCUCGAAUGAACAUCGAAAUCAGAACCCUUUCGUGGCUGCUCAAUGGGAGACAAAUUCUCGUGGUCCAUCCGCGACGGACUUGACUGGACAGCAUAGGAAUACGCACCAACCACCCCCGACUCUACCUUUGAACACACCUGUCCAGUCCACACCCUCGACUCAGAGGCCUUUGGCGGGAGGACAGCGGGAUACAAACCGGCAAGAUGAUCCAACGACGGGGGUCACUUUUGAUGCGCCGCAUGGAAAUGAGGAACCCAUGGCAACGGCCUUGUCCUACAACCGAUCUGUCCAGAGCCAGUCCACAACUCAGAGUCCUUUAGGGGAAGCCCGAAUGGAGGCAAAUGGUAAAACCACACAUGGACACCCGCAAGAUGCUGGAUCAUCCACUGCGAGCUUCGAGCCAGCUGACGAUGUGUGGAAAGCCUGGUCGGAACAGUUGGGCGCGCUGUCUUCAGAUCUGAAAAUGCAGCUCAGUGGGACCGUGGGUCUACCGCGAGUUGACCUAUUGCGCCAAGCUAUCGAACUGAAAGAUACUUGUUAUCUAGCGAUACAUCAGUUAUUCUGUCGCUCGAGCAUUGAUCCAACGACACUAGCUUCUAUCGGAGCGUCCGAGGCAGGAUUGCACAUGCUCACCCGUCUCCUAGAAGAUAACGAAACGAUGGACUAUGCAGUCACCUUUGGAUUCUCCCAUUUCCCGGCCUCUCCUCAGACCUUGAUCUCACAACCGUGGUACUCGAAAUCAGUCGCAAAGGUCUUACUCUUCUUACGGCAACUGGGGAAUGAAUGGGAAUUAUUUUACGCCCAGUCCUUGCGUCCGCCUCUGGUGGAUGAACUCUUAGCAAAGUUCUCAUUUGACUCUCCGGUCAUAAUGUCGGUCAUGUUCAUGUGUGUUUCGCGGGGACUCUAUGAAGAGAAGUUUAUCAAGCAACUUGUGCAGUUGUUCUGGAAUGACUGGAGGACAUACACGGGACUUCGGGACAAGCGUAUCACUGAAACCAGCAGGCGGGCUUUGUGUCAACAUUUGACUCGGGAGUAUCUCAAGUAUCCCAAACUUAUCUCAUCCCAGUCACCCCAGAUAACCCAGGCAGCUCAGUCGCCGCAGGUAGCCCAAUCACCGCAGGUAGCUCAGUCGCCGCAGGUAGCUCAGACUCAGUUCCCCCCAUCGCCUCGGAUGUCUUAUUCCCCACAGGUAACGCAGGCCAUGCAGGUCCAUUACCCCAAUGCCCACCAUCCUAGUCCCCAGAUACAGACCACACCACAAACUGUGUCAGUCUCUUCGCCCUCAACUGGAUCUCCAGUCUUGGGCCAAUAUUCCGGCUCAGCCGGCACAGGGCACCAUCAUUCUGGCUCGAAUUUCUCCCCAUCGCAGUUUGAUCCACACGCUGGUCACCGACAGCCGCAGUAUCAGCAGAGGCUGAUGCAUGCAACCCGCUUUGGACAAAGACACCCAUCUCAGGUAUAUCCUCUAAUGGCACAGGGAUCCCAAGUGAGAGGUUCUACACAAAGCCCAGGACAUAACGUUAUGUCUCGAGGUCAAUUCCCCUCGACACAUCCCUCUGUAUCUGCUACGUCCUCACCACACCCCAGUCCUCCCGUCUCUGUGAAUCCCAUUCCUGCCCAGAAUACGCAGCCCCAACAGUCCAGACAACAGCCUGGGCAACAGCGCUUGCCACCGGUUCUCACCGCACCUGCCGAGAGAGAUCCGUGGCCCUACCUACUCCCGCCAUCGAACUACCAAGCACCAAUGACAGUAAAUGCGAUUCCAAUGCGGCUCGGCUUACAUCAGGCGAAUCUUCGCGAUCCCAUCAAAAGGCUGGUGGUAGAUGGACCCGACGGGCAGCAUGUUGAAACUUCACUAUCUUGCUACCUUCACGGCUUUGCUGUAACGCCGACUAUCAUCAAUCCUCAGGUAGUGAAUCACGGGUGGAUGUUCCAUGCACCGGACUCGCUAGUCGAUUCAUUGCCCUACAUAGCCGCACAAGGUCUAGGAGAACGUCCCAUCUGGACUUACAAGUCUGGUUGCCACACUCUCCGUUUACGAUGCAUCCGCCUGCCGGGAAUUCCAACUUCCUGUGAUCAAAAUUGGCAUACCGAAAGCACUUAUUGGCCUAGUGUUAUCUACAUCCACAUCAAUGACGAAGAGAUGUUCGUCCGCCGAAAGGUCUAUAACGGAAAAGACCUUCCUCUAGACAUCUCCGCAAAUGUUCGCCGUGGUCAAAACACCGUGAGGGUCACCCUGCUCCUAGGAGAGGACGAGUGCAAGAAUUCACGAUAUGUCGUCGGCGUGGAAUUACUGAGAGUUAGCGACUUCGAGUCCAUUAAAAACAUGGCAAAGCCCAUCUCACCCGCCGAAUCUAAGGCCUUGAUCCAGAAGCGUAUCAACCCGAUAACAGACGAUGAUGACUUAGCCGUGGUCACGGACAGCCUAACAAUCAGCCUAGUGGACCCCUUUAUGGCGCGCAUAUUCGACAUCCCUGCCCGGUCCACCAACUGCACUCAUAUCGACUGCUUUGACCUGGAGACCUUUAUCAAGACCCGCCUGUUCGAAUGCGACGACAAACCCAUGUUCGAGAACUGGCGUUGUCCCACCUGUAAGAGAGAUGCUCGUCCGCAGUUCCUCGUCAUCGACCAGUUCCUUGCUGAGGUGCACGCAAACCUCACCGCCACUAAUCGCCUCGAGAAUGCACAGGCGAUCCAGUUCAAGGCUGAUGGAUCAUGGACCUUGAUGGAAGUUUCCGAUGAUCCAUCUCAUCACUCUGAUCAGCCCCGCCUGAUCACAAAGCGGAAGGCUAAUUCAAUGACCCCCCAAGGCCCAGUGGCUCAACGUCCGAAGACUGAACUUACUCCCCUAUCUAAGGCUCCUGUGACUGAUCAUACCGUCAUUGAACUGGACUGA